Gekko japonicus is the source of this 905-nucleotide messenger RNA. RefSeq names its product cysteine--tRNA ligase, cytoplasmic-like. Gene Ontology annotation, molecular function: ATP binding; cysteine-tRNA ligase activity. The transcript is spliced from 8 exons. The record is from RefSeq and is a predicted model, not a curated record. NCBI's taxonomy places the organism in Eukaryota, Metazoa, Chordata, Lepidosauria, Squamata, Gekkonidae. Gene Ontology annotation, cellular component: cytoplasm. Gene Ontology annotation, biological process: cysteinyl-tRNA aminoacylation. The coding region runs from base 84 to 905 and encodes 273 amino acids.
GGCACGCCGUGGGUUGCAUCAGCCCGUGCGGUCGGUCGGCGCUGGUUAAAAGACGGAGGCGGCGGAGAGGGGCGGAAAGUGGCAUGGCAGCGGCUGCUUCUGACUACAGUUACAUUCUGAGCGUUAGUGAAGAGGAAGCCAGGUGGAAGGCUCUGAAUGAGUACCUCAGCACUCGUAGUUAUAUCCAGGGGUUCACAUUUUCCCAGGCAGAUGUGGAAGUUUUCAGACAGCUUCCGAGCCCACCUGGGGACCCGCACUUCCACGUGGUUCGUUGGUACAGGCACAUAGAAGCAAUCUAUGAUGGCAGCAAUGAAAGGCAUGACUCCUGUCAACUCCAAACAAGUAAAAGCAAGCGUACUCAGCCUCCCUGGUCUCCACCACAAGGGACAAAACAACCCAAGCUCUGUCUGUACAACAGUCUCACUCGUAAUAAGGAAGUGUUUCAGCCCCAAAAUGGAAACAUGGUGACAUGGUAUUGCUGUGGUCCGACAGUGUAUGAUGCCUCCCACAUGGGACAUGCAAGGUCAUACAUCUCGUUUGACAUCCUGAGAAGAAUUCUGAGAGACUAUUUCAAAUACGAUGUCUUCUACUGUAUGAAUAUUACAGAUAUCGACGAUAAGAUCAUAAAAAGAGCGAGGCAAAACUAUCUCUUUGAACGAUACACAGAGAAGAGGCCAUCAGCAGCACAGCUCCUUGAAGAUGUUCAGAAAGCUUCUGAGGAUAUGAAUAAAUGGUGGCAGCAAGUGAUUGGAACACUGUUUGAGCCCCAGUAUUCUGUGUUUUCUUCAACUAUCAUACAUAAUUCGGGAUCAUCUGGUGGAAUAACCAAGUUGGAAUAUGAGGCCCCCUUUGUUGAUUAUUAUGGUGGGCUCCAAAGGGAGUCCAAGAAAGCAGAAGCCACCUAA